This is a messenger RNA of Megalobrama amblycephala (Wuchang bream), 593 nucleotides long. It is a transcript of the gene mrpl52, whose product is annotated as mitochondrial ribosomal protein L52. The record is from RefSeq and is a predicted model, not a curated record. Gene Ontology annotation, cellular component: mitochondrial large ribosomal subunit. Lineage: Eukaryota; Metazoa; Chordata; Actinopteri; Cypriniformes; Xenocyprididae. Gene Ontology annotation, molecular function: structural constituent of ribosome. Bases 189 to 572 code for a protein of 127 amino acids. The transcript has 5 exons. Gene Ontology annotation, biological process: mitochondrial translation.
CUGAGAUCAAGUUUUGAUUAGAAAGGCUGAAAAUAAACUGCAGUUUAUUCAACAGGUGAACUAGGAAAGUCUGUUGUAUUUAAUGUGAUCACAGCAUCAUCUGCUGGUUGAAAUAAUUCACGUCGCCUUACACCAAUGCGGAGUCUUUGUUUUGUCCCUCUUGCUCGCCGUAGUUGUUAUAAUCCAAAAUGGCGGCAUCCUUGAGGACGUUUUGUAUCGCAGUGUCUAGGAAGUCUAUACGCCCAUUUUCAUCGACAUGUGUGACCCAUGCAGGAAAGAAGUGGAGACUGGAAAAUGGUUUAGCACGUAGUGGAUCAGAGUACGGACCAUUAACAGAUCUACCUGACUGGUCAUUUGCAGAUGGAAGGCCUGCACCUCCACUAAAAGGACAGAUCCGCAGACAAAAGCAAAGAGAGGAGUUUGCUAGAAGAGCAGUGUAUCUCAAUGCAGAGGUGGAUGAAGGGAUGAAGCAAUGGCAUGAAAGAAAGGAAGUGGAGAAACGGAAAGAAGAGCAUGUGAAAUCAUUAUUGUUGAAACCUAAAGGAAAUUUAUUAUUAAAGAACAAAAAAUAAAGAUACUUGGGGACAAAAAAA